AAUAUCAACGAAGAGUGUCAUCUUCUUCCCGGUCUCUCUCUGCAACUCAAGCCGAACUUGUCAUUUUCUUCAAAAUAUUUCAUUGUUCUUCUUCAUCUCUCUCUAAUAAUAACACUCAGUAGUAUUACCCCCCACCGAGAUCCGCCCCUGCAGAGUCCCAUUCAGUAGGGUUUCUCUAAUCCCAUUCAUUAGGGUUUUAAAUCCAAAACAGAUCCUGAAUCAGUACACACACACAAAAUUGAAACUAAAGAACGAUGAUGAGAGUUUCGGUGACAAAGAACCGUCUUCUUCCUUUAAUGACACCUCUGUUCGGGCCUAUGUGGAUUGCUAUGGCAGAUACCUAAGAUAUCAAUGAUGGUGAUGCAAUCUGUGUAAAGGUGUAUGCUUUCACAUAUUUCAAACAAUUUCCUUGGAAGGAGCCAUUUAGACAUCAGACAUGGGGAUUGCGUCUCAUAACCGAAUCGUACUCUCAAGCAUUUGAAAGUGAAAAGAGCACCUGAAUUUAUUAAAUAAAAGGGCAUAACUUUCAGCAGCAACACAACUUCAUUCACCAAUCACCAGUUUUGCAGCACCACAAGGUGUUGUGGGAGCCAUGAAUAAGGAGAACAUAAUCAGUUACUUGAAAAUGUGCUCGAAUUCGACACAACUAGAGUGUAUUUACGCCUGCAUUGUCAAGAACAGCUACAAUCAAGAUUGUUUCAUGAUUAACCAGUUUGUGUCAGCUUGUUCCAUCUUUAACAAGAUGGAUUAUGGUAUUCGAGCCUUUACGCAGAUGGAUCAUCCGAAUGUAUUUGUGUAUAAUGCUGUGAUCCGAGCGUGUGUUUGUUGUUCUUCCCCGGUUCUAGCUCUUCGGUUUUAUUCCAAAAUGUUAAGUGCUCAAGUUCUUCCCACUAGCUAUACUUUUUCGUCGGUUAUUAAAGGUUGUGCUUUAGUUGCACAUUCAAGAAUCGGUGAAGCGGUUAACGGGCAUAUAUGGAAGUUUGGGUUCAAAUCUCACGUGUUUGUUCAGACAGCGUUGAUCGAUUUUUAUUCGAGUGUGGGGAGGAUCUUUGACGCACGCCAGGUGUUUGAUGAAAUGACAGAGAGGGAUGUCUUUGCCUGGACUUCAAUGGUUUCGGUUCAUGCACGGGCUGGAGACUUAGUUUCUGCGAAGAAACUGUUUGAUGAAAUGCCUGAAAGAAACUUUGCUUCAUGGAACUCUUUGAUCGACGGAUACGCUAGAAUAAAAGAUGUCGAGUCUGCAGAGGUUUUGUUCAGCAAGAUGCCUCAGAAAGACUUGAUUUCAUGGACGACUAUGAUAAACUGCUACUCUCAAAACAAACUAUACCAACAUGCGUUAGCAACGUUUAAUGAUAUGACAGCACACGGUAUCAUUCCCGAUGAAGUAACCAUGGCUACCGCUAUCUCAGCCUGUGCUCACCUCGGGGCACUCGACAUAGGCAAAAAGAUACAUCGUUAUAUACAAAAUAAUAGUUUAAAACUCGAUGUUUAUAUCGGGUCGUCACUGAUUGAUAUGUAUGCAAAGUGUGGCAGCUUAGAUCAAUCUCUUGCAGUAUUUUAUAAACUACCUGAAAAAAAUCUUUUUUGUUGGAACUCGGUAAUCGAAGGGCUUGCGGUGCAUGGUUACGCGAACGAAGCAUUAAAAAUGUUUAAUCAUAUGGUGAAAGAUGGUAUAAAACCAAACGGGGUUUCUUUUAUCAGCGUCUUGAGCGCGUGUACGCACGCGGGCUUGGUCAAAGAGGGUCAAAGGUGUUUUCUGAGCAUGAUUCAUGAUUUUCAUAUUCUUCCGGAAAUCGAACAUUAUGGAUGUAUGGUUGAUUUGUUAUGCAAGGCGGGUUUACUAGAAGACGCACUGCAAGUGAUAGAAGAAAUGAGAAUGGAACCGAAUGCGGUUAUUUGGGGUGCGAUAUUGGGUGGAUGUAAACUUCAGAAGAAUCUAGAAAUUGCUAAGAUUGCUGUUGAUAAGUUGAUGAUUUUGGAACCGGAUAACAGUGGAUAUUAUACGCUUUUAGUUAAUAUGUUUGCCGAAGCAAACAGAUGGAGUGAGGUAGCUAGAAUACGAUCCACUAUGAAAGAUCUUUGUGUGGAAAAAAAGAGCCCGGGAUCAAGUUGGAUCGAGAUAAAUGGGAAAAUUCAUCGGUUUUCAGCUUCGGAUAAGUAUCAUGAAUCUUGUGAGGAAAUAUACUUCCUGUUGAAUAGACUAUAUGGAAAGCCGGUUCUUUAUUUAAGUGUACCAGAGCUUAUUUUUUGCUUUUAAAGAUUUGCUCUUUUUAGCCGUAGAUGUGAUUUAAAGGAAAAAUGUGCAUAUUUUUUGACAAUUCCUUCGGUCAUGCGCUAAUGGCCUGUUUUGACCUGAACCCAGUUUUAACUGAACCCGUUUUGACA
This is a messenger RNA of Helianthus annuus (common sunflower), 2385 nucleotides long. Its product is annotated as pentatricopeptide repeat-containing protein At1g06143. The record is from RefSeq and is a predicted model, not a curated record. NCBI's taxonomy places the organism in Eukaryota, Viridiplantae, Streptophyta, Magnoliopsida, Asterales, Asteraceae. Bases 593 to 2257 code for a protein of 554 amino acids. The transcript is spliced from 5 exons. Gene Ontology annotation, biological process: RNA modification. Gene Ontology annotation, molecular function: RNA binding; protein binding.